Molecule: messenger RNA, 3058 nt
Organism: Solanum verrucosum
Lineage: Eukaryota; Viridiplantae; Streptophyta; Magnoliopsida; Solanales; Solanaceae
Product: putative pentatricopeptide repeat-containing protein At2g01510
Exons: 3
Coding region: 1-2460 (819 amino acids)
Biological process (GO): RNA modification
Molecular function (GO): protein binding; RNA binding; zinc ion binding
Source: RefSeq, a predicted model, not a curated record
AUGGGAAGUUCAAGAGCUAAAAAUCCAUGGGGUGUAAUUAGAAUCUUCUCCAAGAGAUUCUACUGUGGCUUCAGCGAACGAAUUGUUGAUGUUCCAGUAGAUGCCCGCAUUGUUAAAACGGGUUUUGACCCAGAAAUCUCUCGUUUUAACUUCAAACUGAAGGAUUUAGUAAGAGCAAAUCAAAUAGCAAAGGCACGUCAACUGUUUGAUGAAAUGCCUUACAGAAACACUAGCUCUGUGAACAUGAUGGUUUCGGGUUAUGUGAAGUCUCGCAAUCUUUUUCGUGCUAGGGAGUUAUUUGAUAGCAUGUUCUCUCGUAAUGAAGUUUCAUGGACUAUAAUGAUUGGUGGUUACUCUCAGAACAAUCAGCCCAAAGAAGCUUUUAAUCUUUACACUGAGAUGUGUAGGUCGGGGGUUAAGCCGGAUCAUAUCACCUUUGCAACUCUAUUAUCAGGUUUUGAUGAUACAACUACUUUAAAAGAAGUACUUCAGAUUCAUUCCCAUAUCAUUAGAUUUGGAUUUAGUGCAAGUCUUAUUGUUUUCAACAGUCUGGUAGAUUCGUACUGCAAAACUUGCUGCCUCGAUGUAGCGUCUCAGCUCUUCAGUGAAAUGCCAACUAAAGAUUCAGUAAGCUUCAAUGUGAUGAUAACAGGGUACACAAAAUACGGUUUUCGUGAAGUAGCGUUGAAACUUUUUAUGCAAAUGCGGAAUAUGGAUUUUCAGCCUUCAGGUUUUACUUUUGCAGCAAUGCUAGGUAUGAGUGUUGGAUCAGAGGAUGUUAUUUUUGGCCAACAAAUUCAUGGACUUGCCAUCAAGACAAGCUAUGUCUGGGACAUAUUUGUUGCAAAUGCAUUGCUUGAUUUCUACUCUAAGCAUGACUAUAUAGAUUUAGCAAAGAAUCUCUUUGAUGAGAUGCCCGAGUUAGAUGGUGUUUCGUAUAACAUAAUUAUCACAGGUUAUGCAUGGAAUGGGCAGUAUGAGAAAUCGUUUGAUCUCUUCAAAAGGCUACAAGGUACAUCAUUUGACAGAAAGAAUUUUCCGUUUGCCACGAUGUUGAGUGUAGCUGCGAUAGAACUAAAUUUAUCAAUGGGAAGACAAACCCAUGCACAGGCAGUGGUGACAACAGCUGUUUCAGAAGUACAAGUAGGAAAUGCCCUUGUUGACAUGUAUGCAAAGUGUGAAAAAUUUGAGGAUGCCAACAGAAUAUUUGCAAAUCUGGCCUACAGAAAUUCUGUUCCAUGGACAGCCAUAAUCUCAAUAUAUGUUCAGAAGGGUUUUCAUGAGGAGGCACUGAAAAUGUUCAAGGAGAUGAAUAGAGAAAAUGUUCACGGUGACCAGGCAACUUUUGCUAGCACUUUAAAAGCUUCAGCUAAUUUGGCUUCAGUUUCUCUUGGGAAGCAAUUACACUCAUCUGUGAUCAGAUUGGGAUUGUUGUCUAGUGUUUUUUCUGGCAGUGUUCUUGUAGACAUGUAUGCAAAUUGUGGGUCCAUGAAAGAUGCAAUUGAAGUUUUCAAAGAGAUGCCUGAUAGGAAUAUAGUAUGUUGGAAUGCACUGAUUUCGGCAUAUGCUCAGAAUGGUGAUGCUGAGGCCACAUUUAGCUCCUUCGCGGAUAUGAUUGAAUCAGGUCUCUACCCUGAUUCUGUUAGUUUCCUCAGUGUCCUAACUGCCUGCAGCCACCGUGGGCUUGUUGAAAAGGCAUUAUGGUAUUUUAAUUCCAUGACUCAAGUAUAUAAACUUGAUCCAAGGAGAAAACAUUAUGCAACGAUGAUUGACGUGUUAUGUAGAAGUGGACGAUUCAAUGAAGCAGAGAAUCUGAUUUCUGAAAUGCCAUUUGAACCGGAUGAGGUCAUGUGGUCCUCAGUUUUAAACUCAUGCAGAAUUCAUAAGAAUCAAGACCUUGCCAAAAAGGCUGCAGACCAACUUUUCAAGAUGGAUGCUCUUAGAGAUGCCGCUGCUUAUGUCAACAUGUCUAACAUCUAUGCAGAAGCAGGCAAGUGGGAAAAUGCGGCAAAAGUCAAGAAGGCUAUGAGGGAACGGGGAGUUAAAAAGGUCACUGCCUAUAGCUGGGUUGAGAUUGACCACAGAGUUCAUGUAUUCACAGCAAACGAUAGGACCCAUCCACAAACUGAGCAGAUUAGAAGAAAAAUUAACUCAUUGGUUGAGCUAAUGGACAAGGAAGGAUACAAGCCUGAUACAAGUUGUACCCUUCAAAAUGUGGAUGAAGAAAUGAAAAUAGAAUCACUCAAAUAUCACAGUGAGAGGUUGUCCAUUGCGUUUGCAUUGAUUAAUACUCCAGAAGGAUCACCCAUUAUCAUUAUGAAAAACUUGCGAGCUUGUGUGGAUUGUCAUGCUGCCAUUAAAGUUAUCUCAAAAAUUGUUGGAAGGGAGAUCACCAUGCGAGAUUCAAGUAGGUUCCAUCACUUUAGAGAUGGAUCAUGUUCAUGUGGGGAUUACUGGUGAGAUAUGGAUGGAUGAUUUUCAGAUCAUUUCAUUCGGUUUGUGCUUUCCAUAGUCUAUAACCGGAAGUCAUAAACAUUUGGGGACUUCAGCAAUUUAUUCCUUGGAUGAUGAUGCUAAUCAAAAUUUACUUUAAGGGAUGGGCGUAGCCUAAUUGCAGCUCUGAUCCAAAGCUUGUGGUCGUGAACUGUUGCAAUUAUGGUCUCUCUAAGUUGGGCUUUUGAACUUCUGUAAUGAAAUACAUGAAGAACCAAGUUCUACUUUUUCUUGAAGAACAUUCCAUCUCUUUUCAAGAGCUCACUGGUUUUCUCCCUAAACCACAAAUUAUUCUUUCAACAAUAAGAACAGGAUUUCUGCUUGGAGAUGAAGGUGUUCUGGGGAAUACAAACAUGAAUUGCCAAGUCUACAUCAUUCUCAUCUCCAAGAGGGAGCUUGUUGGAAGAGCCUGAUUCUAAAAGAGAAGCUGGCAAAGAAUAUAUAAUGUAUAUUAUUACCAUUUUUUGUUCAUCAAAGACGUCAUAAGAGGUGGUCAGUAGACACCUAUAUUUUAUGCAGGUGUUAUUACAAGUCAUUGUAGGUCCUGUUUCCUGGAUUUGUCGUA